This is a messenger RNA of Owenia fusiformis, 1858 nucleotides long. Lineage: Eukaryota; Metazoa; Annelida; Polychaeta; Sabellida; Oweniidae. The record is from the annotation of a GenBank genome assembly.
CUGGAACCAUUUAAGCUUGCACCCGACUCAGUUUUCAACAGCCAAAGAUCAACGUGCGCACAAUACAAAGAGAUUCAUGGAAACUGUGAACGGAAACCAUACAUUCAACUACAAGCAUCUAAGACCAAACCCAAUAUUAGUGAUGAAGACGAUGAUGUCAGUGUGAGAAAUGACACCAUAAGUAUUAAUGAUAUUCACGGUCGGGAUGUAUUUGGCUAUGAUGUAGAAGGUUAUGAUAUAGCAGGGUAUAGCCGUGAUGGGGAAUAUAAAUCUAGCGUCUACAAAAUUGAAAGCCAUGAAAAUUUAAGGGAACACACUGAUGAUAGUAGCAUUGAAGCUAAAGUUAAUACUCAAUCUAUCAGUGAGAAAUGCCUCUAUAUAAGGACAUUCCUAGAUCUGCAAAAGCAAUUAAGAAAGUGUACCUUGUCGAUGUUAAUGAAGAUAAAGCGAAUAUGUGAGCGACAAAGCAACAUUCCUAAUCAGUGGAUCAAAUAUUAUUGGCUGUUCAGACAUCAGCAGGUGAACCUUCUAAAGGAAAUAUCAAACGAUAUUCAGAAUAGACUCAAACAAAACCUCACCGUACCCCCGGAGAUGUCAACUGAGUCCACUUCGAGUAACAAUGAAAUGGACAAGAGGUUCUGUUUCGAGAGCAAACACCUCAGAAACAGCCAUAUUACCCAUCCAGACUGCCCAGACGAAGCAUGCAUUGAUGCAAUCUGUCCGAAUCAACCCAGAGCCAAAUGCAAAGUGAUCAAACAACAUGGGGAAUGUCAGGCAACUUGGUACAAUGAGACAAACGCUCGGAAAGUCGUCAACUGCACCAAACAGUGUUCUUUGGACAAUUACAGAAGUGAAGACUCAAAGGGGUUCCCCUGUCACUAUUGUACAUGUACAGAUGGAGUUGUAGAAUGUGUAAAGAGACGUUGCCCUACUCCUCGCUGUGAAUACCCUGCAAGACUACCUGCUCAAUGUUGUCUGACGUGUUACAGCUGUGAGUACAAUGAUACCAUAUAUGGUCAUGGUGAUGAAAUUAAAGUACCCGAUCGACCCUGUGAUUUCUGUCGAUGUAAUGCUGGAAAUCUUUACUGUAUUCCACAACCUUGUCCAAGGUGUCAAAGUCAAGCGGCUUCUAGUCCAAAAACUUCAAGUUUAAAAUGCUGCCCUAACUGUGCAGAUUGUAAUGGACACAAAAAUGGAACAACCUGGUACGCCAGUCCAUGCAAAACAUGCACUUGCUUGAAUGGAGUUGAGAAAUGUAAGAAGAAAAUCUGCCCUAAUCCUUUGUGCUCUCAUCCAGCUAAAAACAAGCAUAAAUGCUGUCCUGAAUGUCUGGGUUGUAGUCUUCAACAGAAAAUAUUCCGCAAUCGGGAAAAAUUCUUGAAGCAUAACUCCCCGUGUGACGUGUGUCUAUGCAGUCAGGGCAAUAUAACAUGCGAGAGACGAACAUGUCCCCGGGGAAAGUGCCAGCACCCAGCUGUCCCUCGGGGACGGUGUUGUCCUCAGUGUAGAGAUUGUUACUAUGAAGGCAGAUUCUACAAAAAUGGUUCUGAAUUCGCUCACCCAGUAGAUGUCUGUAAAAGAUGUCGCUGUAAAUCAGGGUCCGUGAGAUGUAAGCUUGAUUGCCAGCCUCAGGAAUAAUUCCCCAAAUUUCUUCUAGAAACCUAGAUCAUUCAGCACCUGUUUCUACAAGGAAAUAAUAUCUUUAUGGCAAAGUAGUACAUAUGUACAUAUUAUGUUACAAGAAAGUGACAACAAAUGCCUAGUCUGCCAAUUUACUUAUAGGAUUAAAAUGUAAUUUGAAAGCAUGGCCAUUCAUUAACAUCCUGUGAAGGGACGACGAUUGAUGCAUGAUACAUGU